Molecule: messenger RNA, 324 nt
Organism: Cooperia oncophora
Lineage: Eukaryota; Metazoa; Nematoda; Chromadorea; Rhabditida; Trichostrongylidae
Source: the annotation of a GenBank genome assembly
AUGCUCUGGCUUGACAUCGAGACAUACGCAUGGCCAAGCGAUCACACGAAGAACCGCGCUUUCAUCGAGGAAAUGGGAAAAGAAUUGACAAGCCUUGGACAGAGCUGGGGAGUUUACAGCAACUACAACAAUUGGCAAUCAAUUGUUGGUCUUGACUACACCGGCAUGAAGAGCAAACAGCUGUGGUGGGCUACCUACAACAAUGAAGCGAACUUCAACAACUUCAAGGCAUUCGGUGGAUGGACUAAGCCGAACAUUCAUCAAUACAACGGUGACGUCACUGGACCAUGCUCAUUCUCCAUCGAUACCAACUGGUAUCCUUGA